Rangifer tarandus platyrhynchus (Svalbard reindeer) is the source of this 3624-nucleotide messenger RNA. The record is from the annotation of a GenBank genome assembly. Lineage: Eukaryota; Metazoa; Chordata; Mammalia; Artiodactyla; Cervidae.
AUGUGUGAAGUGAUGCCCACAAUCAACGAGGGAGACCCCCUGGGGCCUCCCCAUGGAGCCGAUGCUGACGCCAACUUUGAGCAGCUGAUGGUGAACAUGCUGGAUGAGCGAGAGAAGUUGCUAGAGUCCCUUCGUGAGAGUCAGGAGACUUUGCUGGCGACACAGAGCCGGCUCCAGGAUGCCCUGCAUGAGCGAGACCAGCUCCAGCGCCACCUUAACUCUGCCCUCCCCCAGGAAUUUACCACCUUAACCCGGGAGCUGAGUAUGUGUCGGGAGCAGCUUCUAGAGAGGGAGGAAGAGAUAUCAGAGCUGAAAGCAGAGCGGAAUAACACAAGGUUGCUUCUAGAACAUCUGGAGUGCCUGGUGUCCCGCCAUGAGCGGUCACUGAGGAUGACUGUGGUGAAGCGUCAGGCUCAGUCACCAUCAGGGGUUUCCAGCGAGGUGGAGGUGCUGAAGGCUCUCAAGUCACUGUUUGAGCACCACAAGGCCCUGGAUGAGAAGGUGCGAGAGCGGCUCCGGGCGGCCCUCGAGAGAGUGACCACUUUGGAAGAGCAGCUGGCAUGUGCCCACCAGCAGGUGUCUUCCCUACAGCAGGGGGCAGGGGUUCGGGAUGGAGUGGCCGAAGAAGAGGGGACUGUGGAGCUGGGACCAAAAGGCCUGUGGAAGGAGGAUGUGGGCCAGGUUGAGGAGCUGCAGGAGCUUCUGGAGAAGCAGAACUUUGAGUUGAGCCAGGCCCGGGAGCGACUGGUCACCCUGACAGCAACUGUGGCUGAACUGGAGGAGGACCUGGGCACAGCCCGCCGGGACCUCCUCAAGUCGGAGGAGCUGAGCAGCAAACACCAGCGGGACCUCCGGGAAGCUCUAGCCCAGAAGGAGGACAUGGAGGAGCGGAUCACCACCCUGGAGAAGCGCUACCUGGCUGCUCAGCGUGAGGCUGCAUCAAUCCAUGACCUCAACGACAAACUGGAGAAUGAGCUGGCCAAUAAGGAAUCCUUGCAUCGCCAGUGUGAGGAGAAAGCCCGAUAUCUGCAGGAGCUACUGGAGGUAGCUGAGCAGAAACUUCAACAGACAAUGCGCAAAGCCGAGACGCUGCCAGAGGUGGAGGCUGAGCUGGCCCAAAGAGUUGCGGCCCUCACCAAGGCUGAAGAGCGACAUGGCAACAUUGAGGAGCACCUCCAACAGCUGGAGGGACAGCUGGAGGAGAAGAACCAAGAGCUGGCGCGGGUGCGCCAGCGGGAGAGGAUGAACGAAGCCCACAACAAGCGGCUGUCAGACACGGUGGACAGGCUACUGAGUGAGGCGAAAGAGCGCCUGCAGCUCCACCUCAGGGAGCGCAUGGCAGCCCUGGAGGAGAAGAACACGUUGAUCCAAGAGCUGGAGACCUCCCAGCGGCAGAUUGAAGAGCAGCACCAUCACAAGGGCCGCCUGUCUGAAGAGAUUGAGAAACUGCGCCAAGAGGUGGACCAACUGAAGGGUCGAGGAGGACCAUUUGUGGAUGGCAUCCACUCCAGGGCGUACACGGGCAGUACGACGGAUGUGCGGUUCUCCCUGAGCACAGCUGCCCACGCGUCCCAAGGUCUGCAUCGUUGUUACUCAGCACGGCGGGAACAGUCUGCCAAGGACUGGGAGCCAUCUCCACCGCCUGAGGUGCUGGUCCCGACAGCCACCCCUGCCUUUGACAGUGACCGUGAAAUCUCUGAUGUGGAUGAGGAUGAACCAGGGGGUCUAGUGGGCUCCAUGGAUGUUGUCUCCCCCAGCAGCCACUCAGACGCCCAGACCCUGGCCAUGAUGCUGCAGGAGCAGCUGGAUGCUAUCAAUGAGGAGAUCAGGAUGAUCCAGCAAGAGAAGGAGUCCACAGAGCUCCGUGCUGAGGAGCUGGAAACUCGAGUGACUAGUGGCAGCAUGGAGGCCCUAGACCUGACCCAGCUGCACAAACAAGGUUCCAUCCCCACCUCUCUGACUGCCUUGUCCCUGGCCAGCGCAUCCCCUCCACUCAGCGGCCGUGCCACACCUAAGCUUACCUCCCGCAGUGCUGCCCAGGACCUGGACCGAAUGGGGGUCAUGACCUUGCCCAGUGACUUAAGAAAGCAUAGGAGGAAGCUGCUGUCACCAGUGUCUUGGGAAGAGAACCGAGAGGAUAAAGCCACCAUAAAAUGUGAGACUUCUCCUCCUUCCUCACCCAGGACACUGCAGCUAGAAAAGCUUGGCCACCCAGCCCUGAGCCAGGAAGAAGGCAAGAGUGCUUUGGAGGAUCCAGGCAGCAACCCCAGCAGCAGCAACAGCAGCCAGGACUCCUUGCACAAGGGUGCCAAGCGCAAGGGCAUCAAAUCAUCCAUCGGCCGCCUGUUUGGGAAGAAGGAGAAAGGCAGGCUGAUCCAGCCGAGCCGGGAUGGACCCACAGGCCAUGUUGUACUACUAACAGACUCUGAGCUCGGUCUGCAGGAGCCCAUGGUGCCUGCCAAGCUGGGAACCCAGGCAGAAAAGGACCGGAGGCUGAAGAAGAAACACCAGCUGCUUGAAGAUGCCCGGAGAAAAGGAAUGUCCUUUGCCCAGUGGGACGGCCCUACUGUGGUCUCCUGGCUGGAGCUCUGGGUGGGGAUGCCUGCUUGGUAUGUGGCAGCCUGCCGGGCCAACGUCAAGAGUGGCGCCAUCAUGUCAGCCCUAUCGGACACAGAGAUCCAGCGAGAAAUUGGCAUCAGCAAUGCCCUGCACCGGCUCAAGCUCCGGCUGGCCAUCCAGGAGAUGGUGUCGCUGACCAGCCCCUCUGCCCCGCCCACCUCCAGGACUUCUUCUGGGAAUGUCUGGGUCACCCAUGAAGAGAUGGAAACUCUGGCAACAUCCACUAAAACCGACAGUGAGGAGGGAAGCUGGGCUCAGACCCUGGUCUACGGGGAUAUGAACCACGAGUGGAUUGGGAACCAGUGGCUCCCCAGCCUGGGGCUCCCCCAGUACCGCAGCUACUUCAUGGAGUGCCUCGUGGACGCUCGCAUGCUGGAUCACCUCACCAAGAAGGACCUGCGGGUCCACCUGAAGAUGGUGGACAGCUCCCACCGAACCAGUCUUCAGUAUGGCAUCAUGUGCCUGAAGAGGCUGAAUUAUGACCGGAAGGAGCUGGAGAAGCGGCGGGAGGAAAGCCAGCAUGAGAUCAAGGAUGUGCUGGUCUGGACCAAUGACCAGGUAGUUCAUUGGGUCCAAUCUAUUGGGCUCCGGGACUACGCAGGAAACCUCCAUGAGAGUGGUGUGCAUGGCGCUUUGCUGGCCCUGGAUGAGAACUUUGACCACAACACACUGGCCCUGGUUCUCCAGAUACCCACACAAAAUACCCAGGCACGCCAAAUUUUGGAGAGAGAGUUCAACAACCUGUUGGCUUUGGGCACAGACCGGAAGCUGGAUGAUGGGGAAGACAAAGGGCUUCGCCGCGCGCCCUCCUGGAGGAAACGCUUCCGCCCGCGGGACCCGCACGGCCGCGCCCAGCUCAGCGCCGCGGCCGACACGCUCCCGGCAGCUUUCCGCGCGUCCACCGUGGGGCCCUUGCCGCCUCCACCGUCCCAGCCGAAGAAGAUCAUGCCUGAAGCUCGCUCCCACUAUCUCUACGGACACAUGCUCUCCGCUUUCCGGGACUAG